Molecule: messenger RNA, 1196 nt
Organism: Juglans regia (Persian walnut)
Lineage: Eukaryota; Viridiplantae; Streptophyta; Magnoliopsida; Fagales; Juglandaceae
Product: zinc finger CCCH domain-containing protein 15-like
Exons: 3
Coding region: 101-1117 (338 amino acids)
Molecular function (GO): metal ion binding; mRNA binding
Source: RefSeq, a predicted model, not a curated record
UCCCUCCCUCCCUCUCUCUCUCUCUCUCUCAGAAACCAGAGAUAAGAGGCACUCUCUCUUUCUGAUCUUGGCUUCUCCGGGAAUACUCCAAGAGCUCAAAAUGCAAAAGGACCCCUCCUCUGCCCAUGGCGGACCUACCGCCACAGCUACAACCAGCAUAUCCUCCUCAUUCAAGUCUCUAUUCCAUCCAGAUGGCGAUGUAUACAGCUCCCCUUACUCCUCAAUCUUCCCUACCAAAGCUUCCCUCUCCGUGAACUCCUACUCAGACUCAGGCUUCUCCGACUCAACCUCAACCGUCGUCUCCAAUCACCUCUGCCACUCCCAGACAGUACAGGAACACCAGGAGAUCGUGAACCGCCAUUCUCUCUGCCUCACUCACCUCCGCGAGGCCAACAGAGAAGCCGAGGCCCUCCGCCUCGAAAACACGCACCUCCGUGCAGUGAACCGCGAGCUCAACAAGCACCUCAGCCUCCUCAUCCACGCCUCGGUCCGGAACCAGCUCGGUUCGUCCCCCACCGACUACAUGGCGUCGCUUGAGGCUCUGGACGCCUUUCGCGGUUUGAGUAUCGGAGAUGAGGGGAGUGCUUGGGAUGACGUGGCGGAUGGGAGCCCGACGAGCGUGAUCGAGAACAGAAGGAUCCAGAAUGUUGACGUGGAGCGAUUCUCGUUGCCGAAAAGUAUCUCUGUGCGGUCAAACGGUUACUUGAAGACGGCGACUCAGGCCAAUGCCGCUGGUGGCGGUCGGACUCGGAGCGCGAAUCGGCUUCGCACCACAAACCCGCUCAAUGCUACGCAAAAGGUGUACGUGCCAGGAGGGAAGCAAGAAGAAGAGCCACUUGAACUAGAGGUGUACAACCAAGGCAUGUUCAAGACGGAGCUGUGUAACAAAUGGCAAGAUACAGGUGCCUGCCCUUACGGAGACAACUGCCAGUUCGCCCACGGUGUUGAGGAGCUCCGCCCGGUCCUCCGUCACCCCCGCUACAAGACCGAGGUCUGCAGGAUGGUCCUUGCUGGUGUUGCUUGCCCAUACGGUCAUAGGUGCCACUUCCGUCAUGCACUCACCGAGCAGGAGAGAGCCAUAUAUGGAUCCGGCUAUGCUCAAGACAAUAAAGCUUGAUAGGUAAAGUAGCAUUAUCACUCAAGAAAUAAUGACAAAUCAGAGAAAUUGUGGUACUUGAUCAGUAAAGCAAAGAUGA